UCAUAUUCCACCUGAGAGAUUACAAGAGAGGAGCUACGUUUUGAAGGUUUAAUUAACUGAUUAUUUAUUUUCCUCGAACAAAUAUGAAAACAAAUGCAGCUGAUACGAUUAUGGCACUUAAUUAUACAUCUGACAAGAAUUUGAAACGCGUACAUCUGGGAGGACAACCAUUCUCUGUGAAACAAGUUAUUUGGUUCGUCGCCGACACCACAUGGAUGGUGUUGAUAACAGUUGCAAUCGUCAUUUUGUUGAGCAUAAUGGGAGAAAUUCGCAAGUUCCUCGUGGACCCUGCUUACGUGAAAUAUCUUAUUUUGCUAGGUGGUUUCAUCCCACUACUUCUCUUUCUUUCCGUGAAGAAGCUUCAAAUGCACUGUCUCAUUGUUAGCAUACUGCUUGGAUUAACAGUUACAAUGUGGUCUGUGUGCUUCUCUGCCUUUUUGGGGCCCAUGAUUUUGAUUCCUGGAUUAGUGUCACUGGGUGUGACAAUUUUGCUAUCGGUCAUCACGGUUAUGUUGGCUUUAAAGCUGCCACCAUUGAGUGAAAAAGGAUUGUUUGUUUUGCUGACGACAACACUUUUUGUUAUGUGUUUGGUAUUCGCUGAGGCAGCUGCGGCGUUCACUGACAAAAAAUAUGAGCUGUUCACUGUACAAGGAGUACUGUCCUGCCUGUUUGUACUCAUUAUGAUGUUCAUCUUUGUCAAUAAACGACAAUUAAUUCUGGAGCGUCUGUCACCUCAAUGCUCAUCAACGUUCCUAGCAUUUAUCGUCUGGUGUUCGAUGAUAUGUUUGUUCACGCAAAUAUUAAUCUGCUUUCCAUCAUGGAGUGCCAAUAAAGAGAAACAAUAAUGCAAACAUUUCCAAUUUCUAUUCUUCACAUUCAAAAAUGUUAAACAAGCAAUUUUAUUCACUGUACUUCUAUUAAUGACCAAUUUAAAAUCUAUUCUCUUCAUUCUGAACACUGAAUGAUCCUUUGAUUUUCUGCAGUGUGUCAAUUGAUUCAAUAUAAAAUUAGAAGCGAAAAAUGAAUUAAAUUAAAGUCGUUUGUUUGUUUGUUCGACAUGUUUUCCACUGUUAUUUCAGUG
Molecule: messenger RNA, 1081 nt
Organism: Trichobilharzia szidati
Lineage: Eukaryota; Metazoa; Platyhelminthes; Trematoda; Strigeidida; Schistosomatidae
Source: the annotation of a GenBank genome assembly